AUGAGAAUACAACUUUUAGGCCUAAUUCAUCUAUCACAGGCACGUGCACGUUUAGAUCUAUCCAAUACGGUUACCAAUCUUCACGUACGCGACAUUAUCGCUCUGGUAAGCGAAAGCAUUGCCCAAACUAGCCUUAUUACGGAGCACGGGGGCAUGGCCCAGGGUCGUGGUCAAGCAAUGAUGGCAUCAAGUGCUGGCGGUAGUCGCAAUUCUCAGCUUCGAAAUUUCAUUCAUAUGCUGCACUUACGUUCGGAGGCUCAGUGUCGCAGAAUCUUUGACUAUGAUGAGCUAAAGGAAAUCGCUAAACGUGCUGGCAUCAUGACGGGCAUUAGCCAACUUGUCGAAAUCGCCAACAUGGGCGGUCACAUACUCAAAAAGGGGCCCGACAUGUAUGAAUUGGUCCCGGAAUAGAUCAAUUCAAACCAACACUAAACCACUAAAUCAAUUAAAUGUGCAUAAAACUAUUUAUGCAUUGUAUUAAAGUAUUAGUUUGUAAGACAUCUUACUUUAUCUAAGAAGUAAAGAUAAAUGAAAUAGUAAUGAGGCUAAGAAAUUGCCCAGCAAUUGUUUAUAAUUUUCAA
This is a messenger RNA of Drosophila willistoni, 581 nucleotides long. Its product is annotated as DNA replication licensing factor REC. The transcript is spliced from 2 exons. The record is from RefSeq and is a predicted model, not a curated record. Lineage: Eukaryota; Metazoa; Arthropoda; Insecta; Diptera; Drosophilidae. Bases 1 to 411 code for a protein of 136 amino acids.